AUGGGCGACCUCGGCGGCGGCAGCCUCGAACUCGUCUCGAUGUCCAACGGUCAGCUCGGCGCGUCCAGCACGCUUCCCGUGGGUCCGCUGCGCCUCAUGUCUUCCGGCAAGGGCGAUCCGCGCAAGAUCGUCGCCGAUUCGAUCGACAGCGUGCGCUGGCUGCGCGAGGAGCAGGGCAAGGUCUUCUACGCCGUAGGCGGCGCCUGGCGAUCCUUCGCGCGGCUGCACAUGGAGCAGGCGGGCUAUCCGCUGCACAUCAUCCACCAGUACGAAAUCUCGGCCGACGAGGCGCGGGCGGUGGCGCGGCUGAUCGCCGUGCAGAGCGCGAAGUCGCUGGAGAAGAUGCCGGGCGUGUCGCGGCGGCGCGUCGACACGCUGCCGCUCGCCUGCCUGGCGCUCGACAAGCUGCUGGUCGCGCUGAAGCCCAGGAGCGUCGUCUUCUCUGCAUUCGGUCUGCGCGAGGGCUUCUACUAUUCGCGUCUCAGCGAGGCGGAACGGAUGUCCCAUCCGCUGAUCGCCUUCGCCGAGGAGCAGGGCGUCGGCUGGCGUCGCUUCGACCUGUCGCCGCAGGAAAUCUUCGACUGGCUGACGCCGGCCUUCGGCGACGAAAGCGCUGGCGAUCGUGUUCUGCGUAUCGCGGCCUGUCACCUGAGCGACAUCUCGUGGGACGACCAUCCCGACUAUCGCGCCGACCAGGCCUAUUUCCGGGUGCUGCAUCUGCCGGCGCCGGGGAUGAGCCACCGCGAGCGGGCGAUCCUCGCGAUGGCGCUGACCUAUCGCUACAAGAGCGACCUCAAGGCGGCGAUGAUCGACGCCGCGUUGCGCCUGACCGACAGCAGGGCGCGCAGCUAUGCCAAGCGUCUCGGCGCCUGCCUGCGGCUCGCCUACAAUCUGAGCGGCGGCGCGCCCGGCCUGUUGCCCCAGCUCCAGCUUCGCCGCACCGACCGCGAGUUGCGGCUGCUGGUUCCGACGGCGCUCAAGAGAAGCCUUGGCGACGUCACGGCCCGGCGCCUCGAGACCGCGGCGCAGGCCUUCGACCUCAAGCCGAUGAUCGUUUCGGCUUAG
Messenger RNA from Ostertagia ostertagi, 1065 nucleotides. Lineage: Eukaryota; Metazoa; Nematoda; Chromadorea; Rhabditida; Trichostrongylidae. The record is from the annotation of a GenBank genome assembly.